CCCUACCUAUCGAGCCGUCUCUCGCCUUUCACAUGCAGGCCUUCGCACCACGGUGCCGAGUUCCAGAUGCGUAGAGCAACCUACAUACAUUGGUGGGGGUCAUUUUUCCACCCAUCUCUACUCGCUCUACCCGUAACGUACAGAUUGAUGAGCCUGACUGCAUACAGAUACGCCGUUUCGAUACUACCUAUAGUACAAAAGUAUGUAGGACACUACAUGUAUGUUAUAUUGUCCAGUCCUAAGUAUGUACAUGAGGUAUCCUGUGCGAUGCGGUGGCAUUUUCAGCCCAUCCGUCCAUCCACCGCGCCCCCCAUCUGUCCCAUCCAACCAUCCGCCCUUCCAUCCAUCUAUCCAUCCCAUCCAUCCCUUUCCAUCCCUUCCUAUCCCCCUCCCUUCCAGGGCAAUCCGAAUUCCUCGAAUUCCAUAAUGCGGAGUACCGGUAAGGCAAAGGAUGUGCAAAAUGUAGUCUCGAUUUGUCAUGGGCUUUUUCUUGGCCACGUUAGUUUAGAGGGGGGUUUCCCCUGGCAUGCGGUGAUCGGCGGUCUUGUCCUCAAAGCUUAACUCUCGCUUGCCUCCAAUCACCUUGUCGCCAAUCUUGUUGGAUUCUCCGCUACAUAUUGGUGCUAAUCCCAUCGCACUCGUAGCCCAGUACGCUAUUGUCUAUAUCGGUCUAGUAACAGUGGCAGGUUAAGUCAGGUACGUUGGCUUGAUCGUAUAGAAGCAAGAUAUAAGUACGGCAUUUCAAUAGGCCAAUAUUAAGUAGGAGCAAUUCUGUCUCCAUGGUACUAUGAAUAUGUAUUGUGGUUCAUCGUGUGGACUAAAUAUACAGGUGAAUCGAGACAGCUUGUGAUUUUAAUAAUCCAGAUUGAGGCGCCAGACAGCUAUUCUAAGGGCAUUACGUCCAACAUACA
Messenger RNA from Xylaria bambusicola, 911 nucleotides. RefSeq lists its product as uncharacterized. The transcript has a single exon. The record is from RefSeq and is a predicted model, not a curated record. Lineage: Eukaryota; Fungi; Ascomycota; Sordariomycetes; Xylariales; Xylariaceae. Bases 67 to 561 code for a protein of 164 amino acids.